Messenger RNA from Oreochromis niloticus (Nile tilapia), 6946 nucleotides. It is a transcript of the gene mrc2, whose product is annotated as mannose receptor, C-type 2. The transcript is spliced from 29 exons. The record is from RefSeq and is a predicted model, not a curated record. The coding region runs from base 370 to 4761 and encodes 1463 amino acids. NCBI's taxonomy places the organism in Eukaryota, Metazoa, Chordata, Actinopteri, Cichliformes, Cichlidae.
UCCCAUUGAAAACGCUACGUCCAGAUGAACAGAAUCAACCUUUUGGGAUUUACUUACCUGGAUGAUUAAGCAUGCAUCAAGACAUUACAUUAUAGAAGUAUAACUCGACGUCCUGUAUGACACGCUCGGACCUCAUUUUGGGAACCAUAUCAACACCGUCACACACUCUCAGUGUUGACUCUGCUCCAUUCAUUUCACUCUCCUCUGACUGAGAGGCAGACGGAGCUCUAGCGGUCAGACUCGCCACCACCAGCUCUGCAUCCUCCGUCCUCGGAGUCAAACAGUCGGGCCGUGGGUGCUCCGACGUUACUUUUUUUCCUCCACGUUUGGGUGUUUUUGCAGCUUGUGCUGGCGUGUGCGGCUUCGAGCAUGCAAAGCAAGCGCAGUUACCGAAACAAGGAAUCGGGGGCAACAUGGACAAAUCGGCAACUUAUACUUUACAAAUGCACUUUAUAUUUAUUCAUCUUUAGUCUGGAACUGAAGAGGAGCGUAACGGCGCCUGCCAAGUCUGAUGAUUUUGCUUUCUACCUUGAGGGCGAGGGCAAGUGCCUAGGGGUGCAGGAUCGCUCCCUUGCCCUGUCAGCCGCUUGUGAGGAACCCAACCAGCGCUGGAAAUGGGUGACUCGGAGGCGGCUGUUCAAUUUGGGCUCUUCCUUGUGCCUGGGUGUGAUCACUAAUAACGGCAGCUUCAGGUUGGAUAAAUUUCCUUUAGGAGUAUACACCUGUGAUCGCGAACCCCCCAAAGUACGCUGGAGCUGGAACUGUGACCAAGUGUUGCACAACUUCAACAGCUAUUUUCCAUCUGAUCUACCCUGGAAUCUGACAGUAGUCCGUUCCAAUUGGACUCUACACGGGGGGCUGCAAGAUCUGUGCUCCAAAACAAAUCAGGAGAUCUAUACAAUUCAGGGGAACUCUAAUGGUCGCCCCUGCUACCUGCCCUUCCUUUAUGAUGGCCAGUGGUUCCACACUUGUACCAGCACCGGCCGUGAAGAUGGCCAUCUUUGGUGUGCCACCACCUAUGACUAUGGCAAAGACGAGCUUUGGGGAUUCUGUCCUGUCAAGAGUAAUGGCUGUGAAACUUUCUGGGAUACUGACCCGGUCACAGACAGCUGUUACCAGUUUAACUUCCAGGCAACCCUAUCAUGGAGUGAAGCUCGGAUCAGUUGCCAGCAGCAGGGGGCAGACCUGCUAAGCAUCACCAAGCUGCAUGAGCAGACCUACAUUAAUGGUUUACUCACUGGCUACAGUGCUGCUUUGUGGAUUGGCCUCAAUGACCUGGACAUCAGUGGAGGCUGGCAGUGGGCCGACUCCUCACCACUCAAGUAUCUCAAUUGGGAGCAAGAACAGCCAAAUCACGCUGAAGAGAAGAACUGUGCUGUAAUAAGAACUGAGUCAUCAGGUCGUUGGCAAAACCGCGAUUGUUCAGUUGCUCUUCCAUAUGUCUGCAAGAAAAGACCCAACGCCACCCUUGACCCCUUCACCACUGAUUCGUGGGCAGAUGAUGAGAAAUAUGAGUGUGAUGUGGGCUGGCAGGCCUUCCAGGCUGGUUGCUAUAAGCUUACUUCAGAGAAAACUGACUGGAAUACAGCUCAGAAAACAUGCCAGAAAAUGGAGGCCAACCUGGUUAGCAUCCACACUCUACCUGAGCUGGAGUUCAUCAUACGUGACCUGAAGAAAGACACUGAGCAACUGUGGAUAGGGCUCCAUGACACUGACAUGCAAAUGGACUUCCAAUGGACUGAUCACACUCCUGUUAUCUUCACCUACUGGCAUCCCUUUGAACCCAAUAACUUCCGCAACACCCAGGAAGAUUGCGUCUCCGUGUGGGGACCUGAGGGCCGCUGGGAUGACAGCCCUUGUAAUCUGACCCUGCCCUCCAUCUGCAAGAAAACAGGAACAAAGAGUGAUGGGAAGCCAGAGCACCAACAGUGUAAAAAGGGCUGGAAGUGGCACAGUCCUGCUUGUUACUGGGUGGGAGAAGAAAUGCUCACCUUUGAUGGAGCCAGAAAGUUCUGCGAGGACCAAGGAGCCACACUUAUUACUAUCACUAACAGGUUUGAGCAAGCCUUCGCCAGCAGCCUGGUUUCCGGGCACUCUGGAGAUUCCUUUUGGAUUGGACUCCGUAACAAGGGAAAUCAUGGUGCUUUCCAAUGGAUUACCAAUGAGGAAGUGUCCUACACCCACUGGAAUCGAGACCAGCCAGCCAACAUUAGUAGCGGCUGUGUUUCUAUGGCGACGGACAAAGAACAAGGUCUGUGGGAUGUGAGGGAGUGUGCAUCAUCAAAGGCCAAAUUCAUCUGCCGUCAGGGCCCCGAGCUCCCCGUCCCUCAGCCCACCCCGAGCCUCAGCGGGUCCUGUCCCAGCGGCUGGAAGAGCAACAGCAAACUACGCUACUGUUACAAGGUGUUUCAUUUCUCCCAGCUGGAGCAGAAGUUAACUUGGAUGCGGGCUCAUAAUUUCUGCAGGAAACACGGAGCCAACCUGCUGAGUAUCAGUAGCUCUGAGGAGGAGCAGUUUGUUCUGCAGAUCCUCCAUGAGGCCUUUGGGGAGUCAGAGGAACAUGAGCAGCACUGGUUCUGGAUUGGACUGAAUCGCAGGAACCCCAUGGACAAUGGAAGCUGGAAGUGGAGUGAUGGACUAGCUUUAACAUACCAGAACUUUGGUCGGUACUACUACAACAUACGGCAGUGUGCUGCGGCAGACUUGGGUAGUAUGACUUGGCUGGCCAUGCACUGUGACUCUGAGUUAGACUGGAUCUGCAAGAUCCCUAGAGGUAGUGUUGAGAAGGUACCAGAAAUCACUGAAGGCACCAGUUCACCUGAAUGGAUUGGCUUCCGGGAGGCUGAGUAUAAGUUUUUUGACCACCGUAGCACCUGGGACCAAGCCCAGAGGAUUUGCUCCUGGUUUGAUUCUUCAUUGGCCUCGGUUCACUCAGCAGAGGAGCAGACGUUCCUGGCCAACACUUUACGCAAGAUGUCAAAGGUGGAAGGUGACCUCUGGUGGUUGGGACUUCACACCUAUGAAAAUGACGGCCGCUUCCGAUGGUCUGACCACUCUGUGUUAAAUUAUGUGGCCUGGGCCCUUGGCAGGCCGCUCCCAAUCAGCCGAGAUCGGAAAUGCAUCUGCAUGUCAGCCAACAAAGAGGACUGGGCUGAUCAAAAGUGCCACUCUGACCUGCCUUACAUCUGUAAGAGAGUGAAUGUCACAGGGACCGCUCCUCCAACUCCACCAUCCCCUCAUCCACCAUCAGGGUGUCGUGAUGGAUGGUCUUCCUUUCAGCAUAAGUGUUUCAGAGUAUUUGAUCAGUCAAACCGAGUCACAUGGUCCGCAGCCAAGCUAAACUGUGAGAGUCAGGGAGGUGUCCUGGCAGUGAUAUCCAAUCAUUUGCAGCAAGCUUUUGUCACCACUUUGCUGAAGAACGCCAGCACUGAACUUUGGGUGGGUCUGACUUCAGACUCAAAAGCAAAUUUCAACUGGGCCAAAGCUGGCCUGCUCAGCUACACAAAUUGGGCACCUGGCGAGCCUCUCGACAACAGUGGACCACACCAGAACAAGACGCCGGGAAACUGUGUGGUGAUGUAUCAUGAAAACUGGCAGAAGAAAACAGGCAUGUGGGCUUCUCGAGCCUGUGAGAUGGAAAGUCAUGGCUUCAUCUGUCAAAGACAACAAGACCAAGGUCUCCCUCCGUCUCCGGCCCUCAUUCCUGCCUCCCUGUCUAAGCCUGUGGAGCUGGGGGGAGUGACGUACCGAGUGGUGAAAAAACGCCUGGAUUGGACUGGUGCUCUGCACCUCUGUGAAUCUUUGAAUGGGACUCUUGCCAGGGUGAAGGAUCCCUUCCAGCAAGGUUACCUCACACUGCUUAUAAACAGCUUGCGCCAGCCAGCCUGGAUUGGGCUUUACAACUAUGGAGGAAGGAGCUUUACCUGGCUGAAUAAUGAAGAUGUCAUAUAUUCAAACUGGAAUGAUGGAGAGCCUAGUCUGAUGGCUGGAUGUGGUCACAUGACCACCACAGGGCAAUGGACUGUGACUCCCUGUGAUUCGAGACUGGAUGCUGCUAUCUGUCAAAUGAGUGAUGAGCCUGUGAUUCAUCAGUGGAUCUACACUGGCAUGUGCCCCCAGUCUCUGGGAGAGUGGGCUUGGGUCCCUUUCAGAAACCACUGUUACGCCUUCAAUUUGCAGCUGCUUAGACUGCAGGAUGAUGCACAUAGAUCCUGCAAAAAAAUCGGAGCAGAACUUCUCUCCAUCAUGGAUGAGACAGAGAAUGGAUUUGUAUGGGAGCACAUCCAGAGUUAUGCAGAACAGGCACAUGGAGCUUGGCUGGGUGUCAACGUGAAAGGUAGAGGUCUAGUGUGGGCCGAGGGCACAGAGAUGCUGUAUACCAACUGGGAGGGACAUGAUGUCGCUUCUUCUGUGCUCUCCAUCAACUCCUGCUUCUGGAUCCAGAGCAACACUGGUCGGUGGAAGCCGGGCUCCUGUAGAAAUCGCACACACGGAGUCAUCUGCAAACGGCCUCGCAGUACUGAAAUCUUAACUUCAGACGUAGAUAGUCACCGCCUGCCCACGCUGAUUGUUGUUAUGGUGGCGGGCCUGGUGCUUGUGGUGUUGAUUGUUGGCGUGAUCUACUUCUACCGCCAACGAACUGUUGGAUCGCGGGGCUCUUAUGAAGGGGCCCGCUACAGCCGCACCAACUCCAACAGUGCAGAACAGGCUGAGAAGAAUAUCUUGGUGUCUGACAUGGAGUUGAAUGAGCAGCCAGAGUAGCCCGAGCCGCCCUGGACUAACGGACCAACCCGGGACUGAACCCGACCUGACACAGUAGAGGCUGAUUUCAAAGUGCUGAAUACAAAUUGUGGCAUGUAUCUGUUUUUGCUGCCACUUUUGAAACCAAAAAAUGAGAAAAAAACAAAACAAAAAAAGAUUUUUAAAGUGCUGAAAGGCUGUGUGGAGCGCAGCAGAUGUUUAUUUUUUAAAUUGAAACCCUGUCUUCAAAAUCCCGUUUUGCCAAAAUCUAACAGUUUUAGUGAUUUUUCCCUUCACAAAUCAGAUACCUCCAUCUGCACAGCUCUUUCCUAAAAAGAAUUCAAGAAGGCCAUAAUGGAUCAGAUGGGAAUAAUUUGUCCCAGCUGGAAAUAUUCACCAUAAAACCAGUUUUAUGCAAAAAAAUCUUUGCUGCCUUCCCUGGUGCCAAAGUCAGUUUUUUUUCACAUUGUAUAUUUUCUUCCUAUUUUGAUUGACUAUAAAGCCAAAAGAAAAUUUCACAGCUACGGAUCAGUUUCAACAACAUUUUUCUGUCAUCUGAAUAUCUGCAGUCUUGUUCGGGAUCAAAGUCAUUUUUCUGAUUUGCUUUUUGGUUUUUUCUUUCUUUUUUUUGCCACGUCAAUAUUAACCUGAACUUGAACUUGUUUUUUGUUGGUUCUUGUGUACAUGUGUCUUUCCCACUGACUUUUCAGUAUCUGUGCAGCUGCAGAGAAGUGUAACUCAUAAUGCAUGUGUGGUUUUGUGAGCCUGCCUCCCUCCUCUUUCCUGAUGUGACACGUCGGCACCAGCUGUCAGGCAAGCAGAGGAGGAGGAAGAAGUCUAAAUGUGAAUGUGUGGAAGGUGACAGGGACCAGUGACCUCAAACCGUCUGAGGGCAUACACUAUAAUUGUGCACAUAAGUAGAAGUUUGUAUUGAAAGCUGGUCUUUAAAUAGACUGCAUUGUCUUUUUUUUUGGUAUAGCAGGUCUGAAGGUUGUCAUCAAAUGAUCAGACUUUGAGCUUCCAUGACUUUAUGAUAUACAUUUCCGCACUUUCUUCCAUUGUCUUGAUCUGAUUCGGUCUUACUUGUUGCCACUUGCCUUUAGUCAUUUUCCUUAAGGCUCAGUAACUGCUCCCAACUUGUUUGUUUUGGCUUCUCAUGCUGCCAUCUGGAGCUGAUUCAGCAUUUUUAAGGGCAGUAGUUUCUUUGUAUGCAAAGGAGUUACAAUUUGAUAUUUUCCUGAUUAACCAUUUUAAUGACCCUUUAUUCACUUUUCCCAUUCUAUGUUAUAACUGUCUGUCUCUUCUCUUUUUGUCUUUUUAAUGAUGCCGGUUUGACUUACAUAAAACCCUUAAAAGACAUUUGGAGGCAUACCCCCCUUUUAUGGGAUGCUGGCCAAUACUUAAACUUCGAAUUCUCCUGCAACAGAAAACAUCGCUCAUGUGAAUGACACAGUUGCAACUAUGAGAGCCAAAAAAAAAUGUCUAAACACCAAAUUCAGUCGGGGGGUUUUUCACGUCGUUUUAAGAUUUCACAUUUGCCUCAUCAAAUAUUUUCCUUGCCUUUUGAGUGCAUUUCUGUCUUCCUGUUUAGAGGAAUGCUUUGGAGCCAUUUCAGUCUGAGGCUUUUGGUGUUUCACUGAAGCUGUUAUGGAAAAAAAAAAAAAAAAGAAAAAUCACAGCCCUUUUUGCUCUGUGAGUCGGACUAAGAUUGAGGGGGAAGGGAGAAGGAUAGGGAGUAAGUAGAAGUGUGUGUUUUAGUGUGUGCGCAGUCUCCAGCUGUGGAAUGUUGAGUCGGCAAGAAGAGCUCAGUGGCACGUCUGGAACCAAUCAGCGAAGGGGGGCUUUGGGACAUGAAGGUCAGAAAAAAAACAGAAAAAAAAUAAGUAAAGAAAAGGGAAAAAAGGAGGAGGAGUGUAAGGAGGAGCUAGAGAUGAAGGUAGAGAAAAAGGAAUGUUAAAGGUGCAGGGGUUUAGUCCGAGCUUACUCUGUCCUCUGCUGGUGGAUUGCUGUAAAGGUUUGCCUUUAUGUGCAGUAGAUGUGAACCCAUUGAGGUGAUGAUGUAAAAGUGAGAUAAGCAUCGGUGUGAUCCCCAGUGUCUGUGAUGCAGGUUGGCUCAUGUCCCUGUGAAGAUACCUGAAGCACCUGGUAAUUUGUAAGUUUUUGUGUCAUUUUUAUAUGAAAUGAAUAAAAGUCUAUGUUCUCAAAA